AUGGAGCUGUGUGAAAGCUGCGACAGUCUCAGGAACACACUGGGCUCUGUUUUGUCUGAGAUUAAAGGUUCACAAGAUGUCCGAGACCAGCAAGAAAACAUGUUGUGCGAUGCUGCUCAAGCACAGGACAUGGUUCUCCAGUGGAAGGCCCACAUCCGAAGGGCAGAGAAUCAAGAUCGCGCGAAAACUGAUGCCGUUAAUUGCCUUCAGAGUGAUACCAUUCUCAUAGUGAUGGAUUGGGCCAUGAAGUUUAUACAGAUGAAAUACCGCGAGAAAGAAUCAGAAUGGUAUGGAAAGCGUGGGAUGAACUGGCAUAUAAGCUGUGUCCUAUCAAAACCAGCAGACAGAGAACAGCUUGAGGUUACUUCUUAUGUGCAUCUCUUUAACAAUUGUGCCCAAGACUCUUACACAGUUUACGCGAUAAUUAAGCAUCUCUUGAAGACUCUGAAAAUCGCCAACCCGCACAUCAGCAAAGCCUUGCUGCGUUCAGAUGGAGCUGGAUGUUAUCACAACAACAACCUGAUUGCUGCUUUGAAUGAGGUUCACGUUCAUACUGGCAUAAGUGUGUUAAGGUAAUUGCUUUAUUGUUUAUAUCUCUUAUUGCACAUCGUAAACAUUUUACUACUCCGAGAUAUCAGCUCAAGGAACAAACAUGCUACAUUCAUAUAUUUCAUAACCUCUGUGCGCUAAGUAGCCACGUGCGUAUUUAUUAUUCUCCAUUGCGUUUCACUGCAGAGAUCAUAAACUCGUCACUCUAGAUACCGAAAUAUGCAUGCGCCGGAUAUGAUUUGUAUAAAAGAAAACGGGAAAGUAAAAUUCAAUUCUUAUCAAGGGGAUGUUUGUUUCGAUACUUUAAGGAUUAAUCAGAUAACAACAACUUCCAGUAAGCGCUUUCACCGUUGAUUUCUGGGUAUGACUUUUCGGAGCCGCAGUUCGGGAAGGAUGUGUGCGACCGCAUCAUCAGCCCCCUGAAGGGCGUGGUCAGACGCUUCUGUAACGAGGGUAAUGAUAUCCUGUCGGCGGCAGACAUGCGUGAAACGCUCAAGGUCCGACCAGUGAAGGGAUGCACAGCUGCUGUUUGCGAGAUAGAGCGCACUGAUCAAGAAAUCAAGGUAAACCGCAUCCCAAACUUCAGCACCUUUCACAACUUUUCAUUUGAGGGAACUGGGCUGCGAAUGUGGAAAGCCUAUGAUAUUGGAGCUGGAAAACUCGUGCUGUGGUCAGACCUAGACGUCCAAGUUCCUUGUGCAAUAACCUUGAAACCUGCCACCAACCAACUACAGUUCUGGGAUGUUCAACCUAGGUGUGUAAAACUACAAGGAAAGACGAACCAAAGAGUAAAGCUUGACACAGAAACUGCGCUAUUCGAAUGCAACGAAGCCGGCUGCUCACAUUCAUUCGAUAACUAUGAUGCCUUACAGGACCACAUCAACUUUGGCUAUCAUGAUCCCAUCAGCACAAAUCAAGAAAGUGUUUACGACAAGUUGCGUCGCGAGUGGGUUCGGAAAUUCGCGGCAAUGUCAGUAAGUGAGCAGAAACCGAAGCAGCCUACAUCAGCAAAAAGCACUAUGACAGCAACUCAUGCGGAGUCUUCUGAAGCCGGAUGGGCCUUGCAGAAACCGAGGGGUAGUGGGACAAGGUUCUCAGAGAACGUAAAGUCAUAUCUCCAAGCCCGAUUUGACGUCGGGGUACAAACUGGAAGAAAGUCUGGUCCAGUUCAAGUGUCAGCGGAUAUGAGAAGCGCCAAAAACCAAGACGGCACUAGAAAAUUCUCGAGAGACGAGUGGCUGAAGAAGGUACAAGUUCAAGCCUUCUUUUCCCGAUUUGCUGCAGCGCAGAAGAAACAGGUGACUCAGAGACACGUGGAAAAAGACGACGAAAAUACUCUGCUGGAUGAAGAUCUUGCACACCUGGACCAACAAAACAAAGAUGAGGAUGUUCAAGAGGUGCUGUCUCAAAUAGGACUGGAACGUCCGAUCACAUAUGAUGGCUACGACAUCUGCGAUCUGGUCAAGACUGAGGCAUUGUCGCGCUUUACUGUGAAGGAACUGAGGGUAAUGUGUGACCACUUUGAGCUGCCACGUAAAUCAACGGACAAGAAAGCCGCUCUGAUUAAACACUUUACCGACAUGGUGGAAGAGUGUAGCUGCUCAUAA
Porites lobata is the source of this 2156-nucleotide messenger RNA. The record is from the annotation of a GenBank genome assembly. NCBI's taxonomy places the organism in Eukaryota, Metazoa, Cnidaria, Anthozoa, Scleractinia, Poritidae.